ACGUCUAAUUUUCAUUAACUUGGAUGCGUGUUUGGGAAUCCAGGUAGCGCUGUCGCCGUAUAGUUCCUCUACACCUGUAAAUGUGUUUUCUGGGCACGGUGCACCUCACAUGUAUGUUGACAGGGUGACAGCUCGUCCAAUUUUGCUUUCUGCCUUACCGCCUGUUAGUGUCAGAAGAGUCCGAGUGAAAUUAAAAAGGACCAGUCUAACUCGCCUAUAUGAAUACGCACGUAUCGGUGGGUAUAAUUAUCGUAAUGAAGGGCUCCAGUUUGCCAGAUCAGCUUCAUCUGUUUUGUGAGGGGUGCUUGGACAAAAAAAAUCCUUCAAGCGAAAGGGGUUGCCUAGCCGGAUCGCUCAGAUGGACAGGCUUUUCAAACUGUUGAUGUAUCUUAUCGGCUGUUUUGGUGAGGGACUGUAUCAAACUAUUAUAAAUGUGGACCCCCUCCUCCCCCCCCCCCCCAAUCUAGCAGCUAUUGCUAUUGGUGUCUCCCUCCAUCGGGCGCCACAACAAUAGGUUUGUUUUGAGCUGUAGUAUUGAUUUGCGGGGGCGUGUCAAUGGGCGGAGAUACGAUGCUGACGCAUGAUGCAGGCUUCGAUCCGAUUUGUUAACAAAAAGCUGGCCGUCCUCUCCGAUUAAGGAGAAAUCAUCUGUCGGGGGGGCAGAGCGGCAGAUAGAGGCAGGCGAGAGCACAGAGGUGGGAGCUGCAAGUUUCGGCGUUUCUUCAAGGAGACAGAGGAGCCCGUCCUCCUCAACUGGAUAAGCUUCGCAGCGGACGCCUCUCAUAGCAUCUCACCGCUGGGGUGCAGAGAGCAUCAUUAUUUUACUGCGAUGAACUCCCCUACUUGAGAAACAUGCGACGCAUCCCUGACACCUCCACGGACUGCAUCCCCGAUUGCCCCCGCACUGGAUAUUAAUGUUGCUCUUCAGAUUUGUUAACGGUUGGUACGGCGAUUUAAGACCAAUUAUUCGGGAUUUUAAGAGUUGCGGGAAACAUCUUCUAAAGGCUCGGAGCUAACGGCACUUUUCAAAUUACUCGUAGACCUUUAAAUGAUUAAUUUCUUUGGUGGUUUCAAGUAAAAUAUUUUUAGUACUGUCCCCAUUUCUUUAUUUUGACUCGCUUGAUGCCAGCGCCUCAAGACUGCCUUCAUGGCAGGAUCAUGAAGUGUUUGACUUUCUUCCUUCUGCUUCCAGAAACGCUGAAAAGGUCCAAACGGAGCGUCAAACACAGCAGCAAGCUGCCAGUAUGCUAUGAGAUUGUAACUCUGUCCCUGAAGAAGACCAUGGCUGCGGAACUGUACCCUGCCAACAGCAACACCAACCUACCCAAUAGUCCCGGAGGCGCCGCGACCAAGAAAAGCCUCGCCCCGGUGCACCAGACCGCCCCCUCCUGUCCGGCGGCGGCGGCACAACUCAACAUAAACAACAACAACGUGGAGACAACGAGCUGGCAGUCCUGCCACCCCACCCUAAGGGAAAGGAACGCCUUAAUGUUUAACAACGAACUCAUGGCUGAUGUUCAUUUCAUUGUGGGACCAGCUGGGGCUUCUCAGAAAGUGCCUGCACACAAGUAUGUGCUUGCAGUGGGCAGCUCAGUUUUCUGUGCAAUGUUUUAUGGAGAUUUGGCAGAGGGCAAGUCAGAAAUCCAUAUUCCAGAUGUGGAACCUGCUGCUUUUUUGAUUCUUUUAAAGUACCUGUACAGUGACGAAAUUGACCUAGAGGCAGACACAGUACUUGCUACUUUAUACGCUGCAAAGAAGUAUAUUGUACCUGCUUUGGCAAAAGCUUGUGUAAAUUUCUUGGAGACAAGCCUGGAAGCAAAGAACGCUUGUGUAUUGCUGUCUCAAAGUAGACUCUUUGAGGAGCCAGAACUCACUCAGCGCUGCUGGGAGGUAAUUGAUGCUCAGGCUGAGCUCGCUCUUAAAUCAGAGGGCUUUUGUGAAAUUGAUCAACAGACACUGGAGAUCAUUCUAAAUCGUGAGACAUUAAACACUAGAGAAGUGGUUGUAUUUGAAGCAAUUGUGAGCUGGGCUACGGCAGAGUGUAAACGGCAGGGCUUACUGGUUACAACCCGAAACAAGAGGAGUGUUCUGGGGAAAGCACUGUAUAUGGUCAGGAUACCAACAAUGACUCUUGAGGAGUUUGCCAAUGGUGCUGCUCAAUCGGAUAUUUUGACCCUUGAAGAGACACAUAAUAUUUUCUUAUGGUAUACUGCUUCUAAUAAGCCCAAGAUCGAUUUUCCUCUUGUACAGAGGAAAGGACUCACACCACAGAAGUGCCAUAGAUUCCAGUCUUCAGCAUACCGCAGCAAUCAAUGGAGAUACCGUGGACGAUGCGACAGCAUUCAGUUUGCAGUAGAUAAACGCAUCUUCAUUGCUGGAUUAGGACUUUAUGGCUCCAGCGGAGGGAAAGCAGAGUACAGUGUCAAAAUUGAACUAAAGAGGCAAGGGCUAGUCUUGGCCCAAAACUUGACUAAGUUUAUUUCUGAUGGCUCCAGCAGUACCUUUUCAGUUUGGUUUGAGCAUCCUGUGCAGGUGGAACAGGAUACAUUUUACACCGUGAGUGCAGUUUUGGAUGGCAAUGAGCUCAGCUAUUUUGGACAAGAAGGGAUGACGGAAGUUCAGUGCGGCAAGGUAACAUUCCAGUUUCAGUGCUCUUCAGACAGUACAAAUGGCACAGGAGUACAAGGUGGACAAAUACCAGAACUCAUAUUUUAUGCAUGACUUACACCUGACAUUUCUAUUUACCAUUGCUACGCACAAAGCACACCACAGAAACAAUGGCCUUCAAACUGCAGCGUGGCAAUGAAGAAUGCACCACAUUAAAAGACCUGUUAGCAGACUAUCACUAAAUGAAGGAAUGCUAUUGAAUUUAAUCUAUUUUAUUUAUUUAAAUAUAGUGUAAUGUUAUUUUACUUAUUACUGCAGCAUGCAGUGCUCUAUGUACAAAGUUGCUAUUCCCUUAAGUGAUUUUGUGUUUUGUACAUAAAAAAAUUGUUUACAUAUUUGAGAUCAAAUGACAAACAGAAUGUUCUGUUUUAUGAGAGCAGCUUCCCGGUUGUUAAAAUUAUAAAAGAUAUGUG
Molecule: messenger RNA, 3080 nt
Organism: Erpetoichthys calabaricus (reedfish)
Lineage: Eukaryota; Metazoa; Chordata; Cladistia; Polypteriformes; Polypteridae
Gene: btbd6b
Product: BTB (POZ) domain containing 6b
Exons: 4
Coding region: 1123-2721 (532 amino acids)
Biological process (GO): neurogenesis
Cellular component (GO): cytosol
Molecular function (GO): protein binding
Source: RefSeq, a predicted model, not a curated record